AAACCUUUACCAGGAAAUGGAGUUGUGAUGUCAACAGAUGCAUUGAGCUGUCGACAUGGAACUUCCAGUCUUUUUAAUUACAAGACGUUGUUUUUGUGGUUAAAUGCACUGGUUUGAGAAUGCAAGGUGUUAACCAUAAAGUUGUGUUGCUGUCCUUUUUGCUGUUAUUUGUUAAUCCGUGCGCGCCAGAGCGAGCCGAGAGGGAAAAUUCGUUGGACCUGCAUGAGAGAGACGACGACGGAGGGGAUGUGCACCAUGCCCAAGUUGAAAACCAGCAAACAUUAGCAAAAAAUACAAAAGAAGAUGGACACGAUUCAAUCGGCCCACAGAAGGAUGGACAGUCUGUCAGCAAGUCCAAUGACACCGAUAACUACGGCAACGAGACCCUCCACUCUACAACACCUGCUGUGAAGCCAACGACCCUGGCACCCCCAACCGCCAAGCCCAUUCUGCCUGUACAGACAGGGGUCAAGGCCCAGGAAGAAGAGCAGUCUAGCGGGUUGACCAUAUUCUUCAGCCUGCUGGUUAUUGGUAUCUGCAUCAUAUUGGUGCACCUGCUUAUCAAGUUCAAACUGCAUUUUCUCCCAGAGAGUGUGGCUGUCGUGUCCCUUGGAAUUCUAAUGGGAGGCUUCAUUAAGAUCAUUGAGUUCCAGGAACUGGCCAACUGGAAGGAGGAGGAAAUGUUCCGACCCAACAUGUUCUUCCUUUUGCUCCUGCCUCCCAUCAUCUUUGAAUCUGGAUACUCUCUACAUAAGGGUAACUUCUUCCAGAACAUUGGCUCCAUUACUCUCUUUGCUGUGAUCGGCACAACUAUCUCUGCCUUCAUAGUCGGAGGAGGUAUCUAUUUCCUUGGGCAGGCUGAUGUAAUUUAUAAGAUGUCUAUGACUGAUAGCUUUGCCUUUGGCUCACUGAUCUCCGCUGUAGACCCUGUAGCUACCAUCGCCAUCUUUAACGCCCUCAACGUGGACCCGGUCCUCAACAUGCUGGUGUUCGGUGAGAGCAUCCUUAACGACGCCGUCUCCAUUGUCCUCACAAACACAGCGGAGGGCUUUUCCCGCUCAGACAACUCCACGGUAACAGGCUGGGAGACGUUUUGGCAAGCAAUGGGUUAUUUCCUUAAAAUGUUUUUUGGUUCUGCUGCUCUGGGAACCCUCACUGGACUCAUCUCGGCUCUUUUUCUAAAACACUUUGAUCUGAGGAAGACUCCUUCACUGGAGUUUGGCAUGAUGAUCAUCUUUGCAUACCUGCCCUACGGCCUGGCAGAAGGCAUCAAACUGUCUGGAAUAAUGUCCAUCCUGUUUGCGGGAAUUGUGAUGUCGCACUACACCCAUCACAACUUGUCUCCUGUCACCCAGAUCCUCAUGCAGCAGACAUUGCGCACAAUGGCCUUCAUGUGUGAGACAUGUGUGUUUGCCUUCCUUGGUCUCUCCAUCUUCAGCUUCCCUCAUAAGUUUGAAUUAUCUUUCGUCAUCUGGUGCAUAGUCCUGGUUCUUCUCGGCCGUGCAGUAAACAUCUUCCCUCUGACAUUCCUGCUGAACUUUUUCAGAGACCACAAGAUCACACCCAAAAUGAUGUUCAUCAUGUGGUUUAGUGGUUUGCGAGGUGCUAUACCCUACGCGUUGAGCCUUCAUCUGGGCCUGGAGCCCAUUGAGAAACGUCAGCUAAUUGGUACCACCACCAUCAUCAUCGUUCUCUUUACCAUCCUCCUCAUGGGGGGCGGGACCAUGCCACUCAUUCGCAUCAUGGACAUUGAGGAAAGCCAGUCGAGGCGUAAGAGCAAGAAAGACAUCAAUCUCAGCAAGACAGAGAAAAUGGGUAAUACCAUUGAGUCAGAGCACCUAUCAGAACUAACAGAGGAGGAGUACGAGGCUCAUAUCUACCAGAGACAAGAUCUGAAGGGCUUUAUGUGGCUUGAUGCUAAAUACCUUAACCCCUUCUUCACUCGCAGGCUCACCCAAGAGGACUUGUUACAUGGCCGAAUCCAAAUGAAGACCCUGACCAACAAGUGGUACGAAGAAGUUCGCCAGGGACCCUCAGGCUCUGAGGAUGAUGAUGAUGAAGCAGAACUUCUGUGAACUGAACAAACACUUUGUGUGUAAGCCCUCUUUUCAGUGUCAGUCACGUGCACUUCUUGUUUGUUCACCUGCCACCAACUUUAUGUGACAAAGUCUCAGUCAGUGCCCACAGAGCAUUUUUAGUACACAAAGUGGGCUGGCAUGUGUCAAAAUACAGU
Sander lucioperca (pikeperch) is the source of this 2233-nucleotide messenger RNA. It is a transcript of the gene slc9a8, whose product is annotated as solute carrier family 9 member 8. The record is from RefSeq and is a predicted model, not a curated record. The transcript is spliced from 16 exons. Gene Ontology annotation, cellular component: Golgi apparatus; membrane. Gene Ontology annotation, molecular function: sodium:proton antiporter activity. Gene Ontology annotation, biological process: regulation of pH; proton transmembrane transport; sodium ion transport. The coding region runs from base 120 to 2075 and encodes 651 amino acids. NCBI's taxonomy places the organism in Eukaryota, Metazoa, Chordata, Actinopteri, Perciformes, Percidae.